Gossypium raimondii (Peruvian cotton) is the source of this 5461-nucleotide messenger RNA. RefSeq names its product lysine-specific demethylase JMJ27. Gene Ontology annotation, molecular function: transcription coregulator activity; histone H3K9 demethylase activity; chromatin DNA binding. The record is from RefSeq and is a predicted model, not a curated record. NCBI's taxonomy places the organism in Eukaryota, Viridiplantae, Streptophyta, Magnoliopsida, Malvales, Malvaceae. The coding region runs from base 135 to 3728 and encodes 1197 amino acids. The transcript has 13 exons. Gene Ontology annotation, cellular component: histone deacetylase complex; chromatin. Gene Ontology annotation, biological process: regulation of transcription by RNA polymerase II.
CUCAGCUUAUUUUUGCCGCCUGUAUACCAUAAAACGCCUCUCAACUUGUAAAAGAAUCUCAAAGUAAUCAGACUCUCAAAGAUUUCAUCCAAUGGCAAUCUGAGCGAGAGGUUACAAUAUCUACCUACUUAGCCAUGGAUUCACCGUCAGGUAAACGGUGCAGGAGAAGCGCCGGUCUAGGUAAGUGGCGAUGCAGCGAAAUGGCGUUGCCUUCAAGCUCGUAUUGCGAGAAGCACAACUUGCAAAGAAAUAAACAGGCUCAAAAAAGAAUUCGCGGAGAUGGAGAUAAUAACUGCAACUGUAAAUCCCGCAAGUUAAAGAGAAGUGGCAGUGUGGGAGGUGAAUUCAGCGGAUCGGAAAUGAACAAGAAGAAGAACAGGAGAGAGGAGGAGUUGAGCGGUGGAUCGGAAGAAGGGGACGGGCUUGUCUUGACAGAGAUGUUGGCCAGGGAGCGCGAAAAGGAAGAGAAAGAUAUCAAGGGGAGUAAGGUUGGUUCUCGAAAUUCAGUGAAGGAGAUAGUGGAUUCCGGUGAAGGAAAAGCUAAUUCCCGUAAAAAACAAGCCUCCGUUAAAGCUGUUAGGAAUGGUGCCGGUAGAGAGAAAAAAUCCAUCGAGAAGAAUAAGACGAGUAAAAGCAAAGAAUUUGGAAGUUUAAUGUGUCAUCAGUGCCAAAGGAACGACAAGAGUGGUGUUGUUUUUUGUUCCAGUUGUCAAAGGAAGCGUUAUUGUUACGACUGCAUUGAAAAGUGGUAUUCGGAGAAAACAAGGGAUGAAGUUGAGGCUGUUUGUCCGUAUUGUCGUGGAAAUUGCAAUUGUAAAGCUUGUUUGCGUGAAGUUUUGGUUGUCAAGGAUACCCGCAAGGAUAUAGAGGCCAGUGUCAAAUUGGAGUGGCUAAAAUAUUUGCUUCAUAAAGCUCUCCCAGUUCUUAAGCAUAUAUACAGGGAGCAGAGCUCUGAAAUGGAGAUUGAAGCAGACAUAAAAGGAUCUCAAUUGGCAGAAAUUGAUAUAACAAGGUCUAAGUUGGACAAAAGCGAACGUUUGUACUGUGACAACUGCAAUACAUCAAUUGUUAACUUUCACAGAAGCUGCUCCAGAUGUUCUUAUGAUUUAUGCUUAAUCUGUUGUCAAGAGCUAAGAGAAGGCCCCCAACCUUGUGCUAAUGAAGCAGAAACAUCCAGCCAACAGUUAGUUGAAAGAGCUAGUUUUCAAACUAUAGAGAAGGAUGAAAAAAGUAAUGCACCAAGGAGAAGACAUGGAUGGGAAAGCCAAGUGCAUUCACCCGGUAACGAUAAAGCUGUUACAUCUUCUCAUUUGCCUGAUUGGCGAGCUAAUGCUAAUGGUAGCAUUCCAUGUCCUCCAAGUGACUAUGGAGGUUGUGGUGCUUCUACACUUGAGUUGAGGCGUGUUUUUAAAGCUAACUGGGUAACUAAGCUGAUAAAUAAUGCCAAGGACAUUACCAGUCGAUACAAGCCACCUGAUGUUGAUUUCUAUUUGGACUGUUCUUCAUGCCAGAAUGCUUUAGAUGGAAACAGCAACAGUAGUUCUAAUGUGAGGCAUGCAGCUAACAGGAAAGAGUGUUGUGAUAACUACUUAUUCUGCCCAAAUGCUCAUGAUAUAUCAGAUGAUGAAAGUGAGCAUUUUCAGAGGCAUUGGAUGAGGGGUGAACCUGUGAUUGUCCGUAAUGUUCUAGAGAAAACAUCUGGCCUUAGUUGGGAACCCAUGGUCAUGUGGAGGGCUUUCAGAGAAACAGGUUCCAAUGUAAAAUUCAAAGAAGAGACUCGAAGCGUAAGGGCCAUUGAUUGCUUAGAUUGGUGUGAGGUCGAAAUUAAUAUUCACCAAUUUUUCAUGGGCUACUUAGAGGGUCGUAUGCACAACACUUGCUGGCCAGAAAUGUUGAAAUUGAAGGAUUGGCCUUCAUCAACCUUAUUUGAAGAACGUUUGCCCAGGCAUAAUGCUGAAUUUAUUGCUGCACUCCCUUUCAGUGACUACGCUGAUCCAAAAUUUGGCUUUUUAAACCUUGCUGCACGGCUUCCAGAGGGAUCAUUGAAGCCAGAUAUGGGACCCAAGACAUAUAUUGCUUACGGAUUCUCUGAAGAACUUGGUAGAGGCGAUUCUGUGACAAAGUUGCAUUGUGACAUGUCUGAUGCGGUAAAUGUAUUGACACACACAACUAAGGUGAAAAUUGCUCCCUGGCAACGCAAAGAGAUAGAAAGCAUGCAGAACAUGCAUGCUGCGGAAGACAUGCAAGAGCUAUAUGGGGGUGUAGAUAAAGCUAAGGUUGGAAUGGAAGAAAGAUUAUUGAAGACAACCCAUGGGGACAAGAUCAUUGUUACUGAUUGCGCAAAGAAUGGAAGCAUGGAGCAUGGGCACUUGUUGUUGGAAGAGAAACACAUAAAGGAAGGGAAACUGGAUAACGAACAAUCAAAUGCUAAUCCACCCGUUCCAGAUUCCGGGAAUCUAAAGAUUGCAGGAUUGGAUGAAUCAAAGCCUGGAAUGGGGCAUUCUGUUUCCUCUGAAAAUUGGAAAAACAAUAGUAUUGGGACAGAGUUGCUUCAAGUAAAUGAUUCAAAUCCUCGCAUUCUUGAUUUUAAUAAAAAUGGUGUGACACAAUCAUUAGGGGUUAAUAAUAACCCUGAAAAAGGCUCCUUCGAGGAAAACAGUGACAGAAAAUUAACUUCAAAUAUGCCGAAAGUUGACCCACACAAAUUCUCUUUGUCUAGCAGUGCAGAUGAAAGGGAUAAUCUAUUUGUUGAAAAUUUGAAUAAUAAAUCAAGCAUCUUGAAGCAUAAUGUGAAGGUAGAAGCAGAGUCAUUUCCAGAAAAUAAUGACAAAGGGAGAACUGAUAAAAAAAUGGAAAAUUUUGAAAUGGAGAGCUCUUCUUCAAGCAGCAUGCUAGAUAAGGACUACUUGAAAACAAGAAGAAUGGAUCAUAGUUUAAGAUUGGAGAAAGAGGUCAAAAAUAUUUCAGGAAAGGACCAAAUGGAUGAAAAUGUCUACUCUUCAGAGUUAAAUGCUGCCACAGCAGAAAACGUGACUGUGAAGUUAAACGAGCAAAGCGUAAAACAAUCUAAAGGUGGAGGAAACAAUUCUUCUAAUGUGGUAACUGAGAGCGAAGGUUUAGCUGAUUGGAGUGCAUCCUACCUAGAAAAGAUUAAAUGUUCAAACGACAUGGUGGUAACGAGGAAAGACAAGUUUGGGAUUUCAUUCUCUGGUGAUUGUGCAUUUAGUGUCCCUGUUUCGAAAGAAUCAGACCAAGAGGCUGUCAAGGAUAUAGGAAAUGAUGAUCACUUAGAACUGGUCAAAGGUGGUGCUGUCUGGGAUAUCUUUCGCAAGCAGGAUGUUCCUAAAAUCAUUCAGUAUUUGGAAAAGCACAAGAAGGAAUUUCGCCAUGUUAACAAUCUUCCUGUAAUUUCGGUCAUUCAUCCCAUUCAUGAUCAGACUCUUUUUUUAAAUGAGAGGCAUAAAAGGCAACUGAAAGAGGAAUUUGAUGUGGAACCUUGGACGUUUGAGCAAUACCUUGGUGAGGCUGUUUUCAUUCCUGCCGGAUGCCCUCAUCAAGUGAGAAAUAGACAAUCUUGUAUUAAGGUUGCACUGGAUUUUGUUUCUCCCGACAACAUUGAGGAAUGCCUUCGAUUAACUAAUGAGUUCCGUAAGCUCCCAAAGAACCAUAGAGCCAAGGAGGACAAGUUAGAGUGUUUGGAACUUUGCAACAAUUGUGAACGAGCAUGAAUUCAGCAAUGGAGGUUUUGCAGCUGUAGUCUCUAUUGAUUCCAACCAUCUGUUGUACUUUCAUCUGUCAAAUACACUAGGCACACUUCUUGUUUCGAACCAACUAUUGGGGUUUGAGAAUUACAAAUUUUUGGAGGCGUUAGAUGCGCUCUACAUUGUUGGCAAAGAAUAAAUUGGGCUUUGUUGAUGGAGUUUGCCAAAAGGAAUUUUAUGAUCCCAUCUUUCAUCAUUAAUUGGAGCGCUGUAAUGCCAUUGUUCUUUCUUGGAUUUUGAAUGCAGUUUACAAAGAAUUUUUAAUAAGAAUCUUCUUUGUAUCAAGUGCUUCUUUAGUUUGGCAAGAUAUUGAAGAAAGGCACGAUAAGGUUGAUGGUACUUGGGUUUAUUUUCUCCAUCAAGAAAUUCCUUCUCAUGUGCAAGGUAUCUCGUCAAUCUUUAUCUAUUCUACUCCAAUCAUAUUGUUAUAGGCUGAAUUUGAUGCAUUAAUGCCGCUUGUUCUCGUGAUGCGUCAAGGAAAACAUUCAACAUGUUACUCCACAAAGGCUCUUUCAAUUUUUGAUGGGUCUAAAUGAACCCAUAACACUAUUAAGAUUAGUAUUUUACUAAGGCCUAAGUGUUUUUGGAAAAAAAAAAAACUUUUGUGGAGAAGUUAAAAUUUUUGACUUUUGAUAAAAGUAUUUUUGGGCCAAUUUUUAAUAUGGGAGAGAUUUUUUUUUUUUUUUAAAAUAGCUUGUUUAGGAAUGUUUUUUUCUCAAAAGGCCUCAUGCAGCCCUUGCCAACAAUUAAUCAAGCAUGUUCUAUGCUUGUCCAAGAAGAGUCACAAGGCAACACUCUGCAGCUUUAAAUUCCAAAGCAAUGUUUGCGCCUACUGCCUUGUAAUCUUCGAAUGCUCAACAAAUAAAAAAAAAGUCCAAUGGUAUAUUUAACGACGGCAAAGUUAAAGUGCACAAGAAAGAGAAUUGUUGCUGACUGAUUGGAUACCCAUCAGAUUUCAAAUUUACAGAGAAAAGGAAUCUAAGUUUAUCAUCCUCAGCAAAUCAUGUUAUUGCCUUGGAAUCUUUAGAUGGAAAUGACGCUUUGACAUCUCAACAGGCUUUAGUCUUUACUCAAGCAUAGUAUCAACAAAUUCUGGAUUACUUAAUAAGGGAAUAUCUGUUGAUGCAACUGCAAUAUGACAGGUAUGGUUUCUUGAUUCACCUCUAUCAAAAUAUCAUCCUUAGAAUGGAUCUUGAACACACGGGCUACUAAUCAUAUGAUAUCUAACUUGCAAUGUUCAAAAUCUCCAAUUUCUUGCCCUUCUUAAUCAAGUUUUCAAUUGUCUAAUGGUGAAGCAAUCCCCAUUACACAUAUUGGUUCAUAUACUCUUCCAAUUGAUGAUAAUCUUACCAGCAUUCUCUACAUACCAGAUUUUCAUUACGACUUGCUUUCCAUUUCGAAAUGCACCCUAGAUCUAAAUUGCUUUCUUUCAUUUUAUCCUGAUAAAGAAUAAGGUCUGCCAUAUCAAAAUCAUUCAUUUACUAAGUUAGCUUCUGUAUCUUUCAUUGUUUUUUUUUUAAUUAUAAAAAUUAGAAUAAUCUCUUUUGCAUAAUGGAUGUAGGCAUGCAUCAUUGUCAAAAUGAACUAAAUGUCUCUUUUCCAAAAUAAAAUCUUGAAUAAAAUUAUUAGCAUAAUAAUAAAUUUAGGCCUCAACAUUUACCUAUUUUUUAUUUUGAUUUUAUCCAGUUUGGUAAAACCAC